AUGUCCAAGCUCUUGCAGGUCGUCAAGAGCUCGCACAGAUUCUGUGUAGGUCGCCGAACUGGAAUUUGCUGGUCUAAGAUACAACAGCCACACUUUCGGCAAUAUGCCACCGUACAGCCAGUGGCGGCGGCCCCAAGACCGCAAAUCCAGCUGAGAUCAUAUCAAGAAGAAUGUAUCGAAGCAGUCUUACGACAUCUCGAUCUCGGCCAAAAACGUCUUGGUGUUUCGCUGGCAACUGGGAGCGGCAAGACAGUCGUUUUCAGUCACUUAAUAGAGCGAGUCCCGGAACCGACAAGAGAAGCUACCCAAACCUUGAUUCUGGUUCAUCGUAGAGAGUUAGUUGAACAAGCGGCUCGCCAUUGCCAGAACAUUUAUCCAGACAAGAUGAUUGAGAUUGAGAUGGGCUCAAGACAUGCCACAGGCGUGGCCGAUAUCACAGUUGCCUCAAUCCAAAGUAUCAUGUCUGGAGACCGUCUUAGCAAGUUUGAUCCGAACCGCUUCAAACUUCUACUCGUCGACGAGGCCCAUCAUAUAGUCGCUGCAAGGUACUUGGAUGUUCUCAAACAUUUCGGGCUCGAUGAAGAAUCACAGAAAGUACCCAACAACCAAUGUCCCGCUCUGGUUGGUGUUUCCGCGACCUUUUCUCGACAUGAUGGCUUAAGAUUGGGCGCUGCAAUUGACCAAAUUGUUUACCACAAAGAUUAUCUGGACAUGAUCGAGGGCGAGUGGCUAUCUACUGCUUCUUUCACUACGGUACAAUCCGGAGCAGAUCUCAGCAAAGUAAGGUCGCUUGGCAAGCAAGGAGACUUUCAAACUGGUGAUUUGUCUAAAGCUGUCAACAACGAUGAAACAAACCAAAUAACCGUUCAGGCAUGGCUUGCGCAAGCUCGAGACAGGAAGGCUACCUUGGUCUUCUGUGUAGACUUGGCGCAUGUCUCGAGUUUAACAGCAAUGUUUCGUCGCUUUGGCAUUGAUGCUAGAUUCAUCACGAGUGAUACGUCAAAGCAGAUUCGAACUGAGCGCUUGGAUGCUUUUAAGAAUGGAGAGUUUCCUGUCUUGUUAAAUUGCGGUAUCUUCACAGAAGGUACCGAUAUACCAAACAUCGACUGCGUAUUGCUCGCUCGACCUACCAAGUCUCGCAAUCUCUUGGUACAGAUGAUUGGUCGAGGUUUGCGACUGCAUCCAGGUAAAGAGGGUUGCCAUGUCAUUGAUAUGGCGGCGUCCCUGGAAACAGGAAUUGUGACUACGCCAACCUUGUUUGGUCUUGAUCCAUCUGAAUUGGUAGAUCAUGCAGAUGUCGCAUCCAUGACUUCAACACGAGAGAAACGUGAGAGGGAGAAGCAACGUGAAGAGGAAGCUUCUUCAGCCAUGGAUCAGCUUUCUGUUAUCGACCAGAGAAACAUGAAGGCGCUGGCUGGCAAUCUCACCUUUACCCAUUACGACUCGGUAAAUGAUCUGGUAGAAGAUACUCGAGGUGAUGUCUUCAUUAGACGGAUCAGUCAAUUUGCAUGGGUCCAGAUCGAUACGGAUAGGUAUAUCUUGUCGAGUGGUAGUGGUGAUAUGCUGAAGAUCCAUCGAGACGACACCACUGAUGAUCGACCAUGGAUUGUCACCAGUGUUGCAAAGCUACCAGCAGGUUCCUCCAAAAGCCCCUAUGCAAGACCUAGAGAACUGGCCAAGGUACAUGAAUUUGAAGAAGCUAUCCAUGCCGCCGACAGCUAUGCAGGCAAACACUACCCGUUCAGAAACAUCGCUACGAGUGCACCGUGGCGCAGAUAUCCCCCAACACCGGCGCAGCUAGCCAGACUCAACCAAUCUCGUCCUGAGCAUCAACAACUUUCGUCUGCGGAUACCACCAAGGGUAAAGCGGCAGACAUGAUAACAAAGAUGAUCCAUGGCGCCAAAGGACGAUUCGACAAGCUGAACCAAGUUCGACGCAGGAUGGAGCAAGAGAAGCAGAAGCAGCAGCAGCUUCAAGAAAGAAUGUCCAGACAUCAGAUACAAGUUGGUCCUGUGCGAUGA
Aureobasidium melanogenum CBS 110374 is the source of this 2022-nucleotide messenger RNA. RefSeq names its product DEAD/DEAH box helicase-like protein. NCBI's taxonomy places the organism in Eukaryota, Fungi, Ascomycota, Dothideomycetes, Dothideales, Saccotheciaceae. The record is from RefSeq and is a predicted model, not a curated record. Gene Ontology annotation, molecular function: ATP binding; hydrolase activity; DNA binding. The transcript has a single exon. Bases 1 to 2022 code for a protein of 673 amino acids.